GGUUUGGGACAUUUCCUAACCUCAUUUUGUUUCGUCAACAUGUCCCAAAUUUUUGUAAACAAAAAAUGUUUUCUAAAUUUUUUAAUUUUAAAUUAUAUUUGAGCAUAUUAUUAUGCUCAGUGUGCAUCUUGGGAGACUUCUUAACCAAUUCCGCCAGGAGCGAAAGUAUGACAAAGGCUCUCUUGGAUAAUACGACGCAUGGAAUUGUUGGGCUACUGAGUGAACUUUUUCUCACAAAUCACUUCCGGGAGCGUUUGGAAGUGUGGGAGGGGCCUGCAAUGCUUCUUGUGGCUUACCUAGUGGCUUCAGGGAUCGAUGCUGAUCACUUUAUCACAGCUAGAUCUCUUAGAUUGCUGGAUGCAAUUAAUCUCCCGAAACGUCCCUUCCUGCACUGCUCAACAAUUCCUCUAUUUGUCCUGAUAAUCUUGCUUCUGACUGCGCGUUACUUUAAGUCCCUGACAACUUGUUUGUGGCUCAGUGUGAUAUUCCUGGCAUUUGCUUCUCAUCAUAUCAGAGAUUCUAUCCGCAGGGGGCUCUGGUUUUGCCCCUUUGGCUACACAAAUCCCACUCCCUAUGCUCUCUACCUUCUUUUAACUGUCUUUCUCCCUCACAUUACCAUAAUCCUCCUUUCCCGGAUUAUCUAUCCCAAAAAUCCUGCGACUAUCCCUCAGCCAGAGGAAAUUACUGUCUAGAACAAAUCUUUAAUAUUUUUUUUAAAUACUUGGUAUUUAUUUAACAAGCCGGACGACAAACAUUGGUUAAUGUUGAUGGGGAAGUGUGUAGGAGAGUAAUUAAAGAACUACACAGAUGAUUGAGUUUAAUGUUUAUAAAUAAAUGAUGGUCAAAUUUGCAAAA
Molecule: messenger RNA, 855 nt
Organism: Phlebotomus papatasi
Lineage: Eukaryota; Metazoa; Arthropoda; Insecta; Diptera; Psychodidae
Product: transmembrane protein 267
Exons: 2
Coding region: 66-692 (208 amino acids)
Source: RefSeq, a predicted model, not a curated record